GUUGGUUGGGCUCUUGUAGAUUGGCUUCGGUUCUUGUGCUCGUGCUCGUCAAGAAGACCUACUGUACUUCUGGAAGAUUCCAUCGUAGGUACUAGACUUCUGGAAUCAUUUAUCAAAAGAUUGUUGUCGUGAAGCAGCAAGCAGGCAUUCAAAAGUUCUUGGAAUUCCCCUACAAGUACAACCUCAACCCCUCCAUAAUUUCAUUUUCUCCCUAAGGACCACCCGCUCCUAAGUAGGUACACUAUUCAAUAAAUAUUCCAUUUUUCAAUCAAUCAACUUCGAGUGAAGCAUCAAGCAGGCAAUCAAGAAUCUCAUAGACACACUAAAUCAGCAGCAAGAACAAUCGUGAGCAAAACGAAAAGAAUGCAGCUUCAAGCCGCUUUUGAAUCGCUGUUCCAUCAUUUUGAUGGACACGGCGACGAGGUAGCGUGUAAUUAUCCUCCUGCUACGUCGACGCCGACAUCGUUUCAGGAACAGAUCUUUGGCAUAACAAGUGAUUCUCAUCAUGAUACCUCGGAGAUGGUGGUAUUCGGACCCAGACGAGGUGGUGGUAGUGGUAAUGAUGACGAAAUGAUGAUAGGGGCGAGUCACAACGACUACAACAACAGACGGCAUGAUCAUCUUCAGCGUGGAUCCCCUCAAUUUCGGAGGAGCAGGCUGAUUCGGCGUGUAUCUUCAGCUUCUAGAGGAUCUCCAUCUCUCUUCACAACAUCAAUACCUUUACCUCAAGAAGACCUGAAUCUUCUGCAGCAUGAUGCGCAGCAGCAUAAAAACCGUCUUGUUCUUCGUCUUCGUCCCCAAGGAAGAACCACGGCCGCAACCGCUUUCGUUCGCAACCAACAUUAAGGCUCAGCUUUCAGUGGUCAUUGGGGUUGCUUGGUCACUGAGAUCCCUCUUGAGAGAACAGGGGAAAAUGAAGGAAAAGCAAAGGGAGAGGCAUGGGGCCCAUUUCUUUCAGAGUCAGUGACCAUUGAAUGCUGAGCUUUAACAACAACUGGUACAACCACCUCGUGUCCGGAUCAAAACAUCUUCAAGAAGAGGAACCUCCUCCUCCAGGACCUCCACUAGUCCUAGUGCAGCAACUACUGCUUUCGUUCCAAAAUUUAUCAAGGGAGUGCUUGGCGCGCAAGCGUUGAAUCGGGUUGAGGACAAUCAGAUGAAGGUGUGGCUCUUUGACCAGUACCAGCUGAACCAAAGCAACGAACAAAAGUUGAUGGAUAGUGGAGCUUUUCUGAAUAGUGGGAGUCCUAAUGUUACGGUUAAAGUACUGCACUAAGUCAAACCGAAAAAUACAAUAAACCUAGAAGUGUAGUACAGCUAAGAUUAUAAUUAGCACUGAAUGUUGUCCUAGUGCGUUAGCAUUACGUCGCAGCUUUGGCACUGAUUGUCCUAAUGCAAGAUUAGCAUUACAAAACAAAGACUUUGUGUUCAAACCAGAAUAUACAACCAAUAUAUAAGAUGAAGAAGAACUGAACGGUUCCGGUAUUUGGUAACGACCUGAAUUCGAUCACAAGGGUUCCCUUCUUGUUCUCCCUUGUGAUCCAACUCAGGUUACCAAAUACCGGAACCAUUCGAGAACUCUACGUCCUGAAGGUUAACACUCACUCAACCCUCACUCAAUAUCCUACUACUUCACGUCCGCCUCCACCUCUAAUCUUUGCCCACCAGAGGAGUUUGCUGGUGCUGCGGAUCGCUGGGCUGAGGAGGCGCAGACAAGGGUGAGAAAAGCAGCAGUAGCCAUGCAAUAUGCGGUGGCGAAAGCCACACAGGCAGUAACCCACGCACAAAAUGCAGUAGUCGACGCCGUAGAUGCGCAGAAUAACUGUGUCUGCCAACAGCCAGCAAUGAUGGUGAAGAAUCAGUUAAGGUCGCAACUACAACUUCUAUUGUGAGAUUAUUUUUUCGUUGCAUACCUACGCAUCGGAAAAUGAAAAACGUCAACACUAAUGUGGGUCGUCCUUAGGUAGUUUCAUUUUUCAACAAAUGCAAUACGUGAACUAAUCCGUUAUAGCCAAGUCGAAUGCUGCUCCCAAUGCGUAUCCGUAUCCCCGUGGAGAUAUAUCUCUAACCCGAGGAGGAACAACAACAAGUGCCGGAGGUAAAAGUGUUCUUCCAAUCGAGACGUUGGAGGACAUCUUUGCUGAAAAUCGGACCUUGAGGAGGAAAGCUGAUGUUUGCAGGAACUUGGUUGAAAAAGGGGUAAUCGAAUCCAUCACCCGUGAGAACGUUGAACUCCGAGCGAAGAAUGCAAAACUAGUUAUGAUCAUGUUGGCUCAUUAUCUUAUCAUUCUCCUAGUAGAGUUCGAGUUGUAGAUGUAGUGCUUCUACUCUUUUUAUUUGGGUACACUACUGCAUUAUCAUUCUCCUAGAGUUGUAGAUGUAGUGCUAGUAUCAUUCUCCUAGUAAAGAAGUUCGACGAGUUGUAGAAGUAGAUGUAGUGCUUCUACUCUUUUUAUGUUCUUGAGUAGAGUGUUUCUUUUUCUAUUCUUUUGGAGAAUAUGUUCAUGUUGUUAAAAAGAACAACAAGAAUCCAUCAAAAUCGACUUUUCCUUCUCCUGCUUCUAAACACUUCUGCAUAACCACCAGGUGUAGGUGCAUAAGUAAGUACCCAGAUAAUUGCUCUUCUAAACCCAAAGCAGAUUUCGCAGAGACUUCGAAGAAACUACUAGUCGCAGAAGCGAAAGGCAAGUGGUCUACUGGUGCCAAAGUCGCUGUUGCGGGUGGAGCGGUAGCGCUGGGCGCAGGUUUGCUGGCUGCUGGCUACAUGGCACAUAAACUUACGGCACGAGACCGACACUGACGCUUCCCAACAAUUUUGAUUCUAGUAAAAACCUCUUCCCAACAAUUUUGAUUCUAGUAAGCGAUGAUAAGGCCUUCACGAUAUGAUGAUUAAAUGGACGAUAAAUAUUAAGGAUUAUAUCUGGAUUUCUGUCUACUUUAUGUUUUAUUAUGCUAUAUUAGAGCUUGAGCUUCUUUGUGUUUAUGCUAUAGAACUACCAGAAGUUUUAGUAAAAAAAACCUCUUCUUCUAACCAUCACGGCGUCGAUGAUAAGGCCUUCGCGAUCGGGAAAGAAGGGCUUGAGAAGGCGAAAGAAGGCUAUGGCAAGGUGAAAGGUGGUGCCGAGGAUAUCGGAACAGGUGUCGGAACAGGCGUAGAUGCAACCGGCAAAGGGAUAAGCAAAGUUAAGGCUUCUCCCUCAUAAUCCAUCUCCCUCGUGAAGCUUCGAUCCUGGCAGGAAAGAAAGAAAAGAAGAUCAUAAGAGAUUGCAGGAUGCUUCAGGAUACUGGUUGAUAGUUACCCUUUUCUCUUUUCUAUCUUCCUCUGGGGCUCCACCACAAUCAUAAGAAAGAAUAGAGAAAGAAAAUAAUUCGUGAAUUAUCUUCCUUCCUGAUGAUGGAAGCUGUUGUGUCCAAGGAAAAAUAGGAAUAGGUCUCAGAGGGAAGAAGAUGAUCUUCAGGAUGGGUUCGGGUGACCUCGUCUAAUCAAACCGGCUCAACGAUCAAAGGAGGUUUAGAAUUUGCCGGCGCGGAGACCAUCGGAGGCAUAACGGGCAUGGGUGACAAGCUCACAUCCUUGUUCUUGGAGAAAGAUCGGGCUAAAGCCUCUAGAAAUCAUAGCAAUUAUGAUGUUAAUGCUAGCGCUACCACCUCACCAGGAACUCUCCCUUGGAAUCCCUCCCCUCGCACAAGGUCAAUCACAAAGCUGAUGGCAAAGCCAAUACAGUUUUUGGAUUUAGAACCUUUGCUUGCACUGAAAACCAAACAUUAA
Molecule: messenger RNA, 3769 nt
Organism: Amoebophrya sp. A25
Lineage: Eukaryota; Dinophyceae; Syndiniales; Amoebophryaceae
Source: the annotation of a GenBank genome assembly